Mus caroli (Ryukyu mouse) is the source of this 885-nucleotide messenger RNA. It is a transcript of the gene CUNH3orf49, whose product is annotated as chromosome unknown C3orf49 homolog. The record is from RefSeq and is a predicted model, not a curated record. Lineage: Eukaryota; Metazoa; Chordata; Mammalia; Rodentia; Muridae.
AUGGAGCGCCCUCAGUUUUGUCAACCUGAACUCCUAAAGCUUGCCUGUGGGAAGACUGUCCAGUACCAAAGAGUCCAACAACCCAAUAGGAAAACUGGCUCAUUCAGAGGGAAGGUGAUAGAGAGAUGGCGUAGAGCUGUGUCCACCAACUUAGCCAAGCAAAAUGUGUUGGUCCUCAAAGAGGAAUCAUUGAAUGAAAGCAACUUGGGAUUUCAUGAAAGCCAAAGCAACCCAAAGAGAAACCUGGUAAGGAGGAUGAAGAGUGCUGUUGGGAAAAUGCUGUCUUGCAAGUGUGGAAGCCAGUCAGCCAGUGCUGGCAGGGAGAGCUUUGUGGAGCAGAAGGAAGCCUCCCCCUCCAAAGCACCAGGCCUGUUGCCUAGACUUGUGAAGGAACUUCCGUCGCCCAGAUUAUUCACCAAUCCAAGGAUGAGGAAGCUCUCACAGAAUGCAACAAUACAGCUUGAUGUUGUAGAAGCAGAGACAGAAGAGCUAACUGGAGGAAAUGGGCUUCUCCGAGCCAAGAGAACCACCAAGCGAUUAUCUGUGACAUCACUUCCUUCAGGGCUGCAGAAGGCACAAUAUUCAUCAAAAAAGAGACCACACUUCCCAGCACUUAAAAAGAAGAAGCGGCGCAUGGAAGCCAUUCUCCAGAAAUCAGAGCUGACCGUAGGCAAGCUUCAAAUGCAGGUGGAUGACCUCAUAGAAACAGUGACUGACAAAUCCAUGAAGCUUCUGGAACAAAGGCACGCUGAGCUUAAGCAGUGUGAGUUUCUAGGGGCUGAGAUCCUUCAGUCUUCGAAGCAAUUCCAAAGGCUUUCCAAGAGAACCACAAGGAAGUAUAAGCUGCGAAGAGCAUGCUUCCCAUGCACCUGCUGCUGCUGCUGA